CGGUGUUCGUUCCGCUCGUGACCAUCUGCUGCCAUGGCUGGGCCAGGGGCUACUUUCCGCCGCCUCGCCGCCGUGUCCGGAGCCGGGGCUGUAGGCUUGGCCGCCUACGGGGCGCACGGGGCCCAGUUCCCUGAUGCCUACGGGAAGGAGCUCUUUUUCAAGGCCAACCAAUACCACUUCUUACACAGCCUGGCCCUGUUAGGGGUGCCCCAUUGCAGAAAACCCCUCUGGGCGGGAUUACUGCUAACUUCUGGAACCACCUUAUUUUGCACCAGCUUUUACUACUACGGUCUGAGUGGAGACCCCAGGAUCCAGACUUUGGCCCCUGUGGGAGGAAGCCUGCUAAUCUUGGGAUGGCUUGCCUUGGCUCUUUGAGCUUCCUUUUGUUUAAUUUCUGGGUAAUUUUUUGAGUGUUGGCUCUGGGAGGGGAUUGAAAGAGAAAGGCAAAUAAAGAACUUUGUAGUAUCUGUUCCUCUAACCUCUUGAAAGAGGAAGGGUAGGGAUUUUCAAACUCUGAACUCCCUCCCUUCCCUAAGGGAGGGAAUCAGUGAACCUCCAGCCUGAGGAUUCAAAUUGCUUCAAGUUACUUUUUAUGAGGAUCUUAACUGGUGGCCAUAAUAUGCUUGAAUAAUGUUCAUUCUUAGUGAAGACCUCCUUGGGGUCUUAGAAUCAAUACUCUGAUAAACUUAUCUUGUGGUUCUGAUGCUCAUUAUAAUUUGAAGAUAACUAUAGGGUAGCAGAUUUUUGCCCUGUCAUCCUACAUAUUUACUCACUCCAUGAGUCAGAGUUUAUUUUUUUUUUAAGAUUUAUUUUUAUUGGGUUCUCCAUGGUGGCGCAAAGGGUUAAGUCACAGCACUAUGAAGCAGUCUGCAGCCACUGCAGCACGAUUUCGAUCCCUGGCCAAAGACGUGACCUACAUGGCGCAGCAGACCUCUCCUGACUCGCCCGCUGCUCCCCUCAGCAGUGUAUUUCAGUCAGUCUACCUGUUCUGCUCCCCACUCUGUCUCUUGUGAGUCCUUUCAUCCCUCCUCCCUCACCUCUGGCCUGUACCCCAGUUUUUGAAUGCAUAAAUAGAUAAAAAUAAAUCCCUUAAAAAGA
Talpa occidentalis (Iberian mole) is the source of this 1098-nucleotide messenger RNA. It is a transcript of the gene TMEM256, whose product is annotated as transmembrane protein 256. The record is from RefSeq and is a predicted model, not a curated record. Bases 34 to 375 code for a protein of 113 amino acids. The transcript has 4 exons. Lineage: Eukaryota; Metazoa; Chordata; Mammalia; Eulipotyphla; Talpidae.